AUGGUCUGCUCAAAAUGCCAGAAGAAGCUGAAAGCCACCGAGCUAGCCACACCAGGCGUGAAGCGCAAGAGCGAGAUGUACUACGGCUCGCCCUCGACGACCUCCGGUGGUGGCGCUGGAGCGGGCUCAGCAACGGCGAACAAGUCCAAGGCGACGCUGGGGAAUACGGGUGUCUCGAAGAACAAGCUGCUUAGCUCGAAGGCGAAGAACCCAUAUGCGGCGUACUCGUCGUCUUGUGACAUGUGUAAGACGAAGACGGAGCAGGGGAGGAAGUAUUGCCAGCGGUGUGCGUACCAGAAGAAUGCGUGUCCGAUGUGUGGGAAGAGUUUGACGGGCAAGUCGUCCAAAGACCAGCCUGUGGUGACGGGUCAGAAGUUCAACCUGAAAUGA
This is a messenger RNA of Aspergillus mulundensis, 390 nucleotides long. RefSeq names its product cysteine-rich PDZ-binding protein. Gene Ontology annotation, molecular function: microtubule binding. The transcript has 3 exons. Bases 1 to 390 code for a protein of 129 amino acids. Lineage: Eukaryota; Fungi; Ascomycota; Eurotiomycetes; Eurotiales; Aspergillaceae. Gene Ontology annotation, biological process: cytoplasmic microtubule organization. The record is from RefSeq and is a predicted model, not a curated record.